AUGUCCGAACAACUCCGACUGCAACUGAUUAGACAUGUACCGGUCUUAUAUGAGUUGUCCAUUGACACUCUGUAUCCAUGUUCAGUGGCCAGCCUGGGGGAGCCGUGUACGGGGGAGCGGAUCUGUCAAACUGCUGAUAGCUUCUGUGGGGACGAUGGUGUGUGCACGUGCAAGGAAGAAUUUGAGAGGAGCAACGACGGUCACUGGUGUCGCCUGCAAAAAUCCCUUGGCAUCCACUUUCCGGUUCUCAAUGAAGAGUGCAGUGGCGGAUUCUUUUCUGACUGCUACAUGGGUUUCGAGCAGGAGUGUCUGCAGGGACGGUGCACGUGUCAUUCGGGGCUGCGUCCAAUCACUGGCGACGGUGACAUGAAGGCGCUAUUUCCAGACGUGGGUCAGUGUAGGAAUGCGUCUAUCAAUGAUAGUGAGCGCGAGGCCUUCCACUGCAGGAACGAGAUCAGACGUCAACGUAAAGAGGACGUAUAUGACAAAGCCAAAGCCAGAAGGGUCGCAGGGAGACGUUCAGGGACAAUUUAUCGACGGCUUCGACAGACGGUCAAACUUCCAGAUAUUCGUUUAAAAUACCCCGACCGUUCAGCGCCGGCAAUGGUCACCGGGAUUAUGAUUCAACUCAAAUCUCCUAUCCAAACUCCGUCUUUGAUAAUAACGUCGAGACGUCAACGUCACAGCCCCGACCAGACGUCGUCAACGUUGGAACGUUAGAACGUGAUGUCAAAUGUUCAAGAAAAGAGAGCGAUACUUGUCAAUAUGACGAUACGUAGUAGCAGAUUACGACCAAUGUAUCGAUCUGGUAAAUGUUUUAUGUAGAUGUAGUU
Molecule: messenger RNA, 833 nt
Organism: Mya arenaria
Lineage: Eukaryota; Metazoa; Mollusca; Bivalvia; Myida; Myidae
Exons: 5
Coding region: 1-720 (239 amino acids)
Source: RefSeq, a predicted model, not a curated record